AUGUCAAUUCCGCCAAUACCACCCGUUCCUUUACUGAUACAAAUUGGUCCUGAUGACAGGUAUAAUUCUGAUUCUUUUGAUGACCUUAUUGAGCUUGACAAGAACAAAGCUGUGGAACAAGGUUUGAUACAAGAAUUACGAUGCUGUGGCAAUUCUAGAGUAUUUAAUGAUGGGAAGGAUAUCGGCACAAGCCGGUAUGACAGUGCCGAAAUUAACGAGUCUUGUGCUACCCAAAUUUCAAAGACCCUCAUUCCAGA
Messenger RNA from Acaulospora morrowiae, 257 nucleotides. The record is from the annotation of a GenBank genome assembly. NCBI's taxonomy places the organism in Eukaryota, Fungi, Glomeromycota, Glomeromycetes, Diversisporales, Acaulosporaceae.